ACAACAGAAACAACAGAAUGGAGCCCACAGCAGGUAACCAAAAAACACAAAAAGGCAAGACCUUUUUGUCAGCCUGUGCUGGACCACUUCGAUGAGCAGUACAGAGAGGAACUUGGAGACUUGUGGACUUCUGUAAGAUCAGCCCUCCUCGACCCUCACGUCUGGCAAUAUGGUGUUAUGGUUAACCGCUUCACAGCUGAGACAAACCUCACCCAGGUUUUGCAGUCACAGGGAUUUUUUAAGUUCCUACCUCAGACGGACGUCACUAAAUUGCGUUGUGGCGCCACCUCACUAGUUUCCAAUGUUAAAUACCACUCAGCAGAAGACUGUGUGUCAUUGCCUCGCUGCAUCUCCAAGUGCCCCCCGGAUGACUACCGUCUUCAACCUGACAUCACCUCAGACUCGCUUAGUCAGGACUUUGAAUCAGAGCUGUCACCUAGUUUGCCCUUAUCUUCACUGCAGUGUUAUAUCCACCCAUAUCCAGUGCGAUUUCCUGCUCAAGCUCACAGGCCUGGUCAGCUGAAGCAGUACUACCUUCUGAAUGCUGCCUCCCUGCUACCUGUGCUGGCUUUGCAAGUCAAAGAUGGAGAGAAGGUUUUGGAUUUGUGCUCAGCUCCUGGAGGCAAAGCCGUAGCCAUAAUGCAGUGUGCCACUCCAGCACUUCUCUGCUGUAAUGAACCGGAUCCUCACAGACGAGACUGGCUGUCCAAAACUUUAGAGUCGUUUCUACCUCAGUCAUUAAGCAGCAGAGUGAUUGUGUCUCCACGGGAUGGACGAUGUUUUGGAGUUAGAUCAGCAACGACAUAUGACAAGGUUUUGGUCGAUGCCCCUUGCUCUAAUGACAGGAGCUGGUUGUAUUCUAGCAGCCACCAGCAGGGGGAACAAAGACUGAAGGAAAGAGACAGGCUUCCUCUGCUCCAAGCUCAGCUUCUUAGGUCUGCACUGUCAGCGGUGCGUCCGGGGGGUGUUGUUGUCUAUUCCACUUGCACGCUGUCCAGCGCUGAGAACUACGCUGUGGUUCAGACUGUGCUCAAUGAAUUUCCUGAGGCCGAACCUGAGGAUCUGUGGGAGGAGGUUGCCGUCCCUCUCUCAAAAUAUUUCGCAUUUGGUCCAGCUCGCCCCGAUCACGGUCGGACGCCUUACCAACCGGUCUCGCGGCCACAGAAAAGCGCCGUGUCCGCUGGUCACCACACACUUGGACUUUUAGUGGUUCCUCAGCUUGGCAAGGCCUGGGGACCUAUGUUUUUGUCACGGAUUAAAAGGAGGAAAUAGCAUUUUUUCUUCUGUGCAGAAAAGAUAUGCAGGGAGAAAUACUGUGGCUAAACAUUUCCUUUGUGCAAAUGUCCUCAUCUGGGCUUUUUAAGAUGCACAGCACGUCAUGGAUGUGGUUUGUAACUGACAACAAAUGUGCUAAUUCACAAUUAUACACUAUAAACAGUCAGCUGAUACUGUACCUCUGCCACGUUAGAUAAGGGAAAUGUGUAUAUAUACAUGAUUAUAUAUGCACAUGGCUGUGUAUUACAUGCACAUGUAACAAAUCACCGCAGCACACAGCUGCUUUAUGUUCAGGAUUUAGUGAAGAGAAGAUCAAACCAGAGGUAAACAAGAAUAUCAGAGUAUCAGAUUUACGUGGAUUAACUAGUCAGAUGUACAGGAUGAAAAAAACAACACUUCUCACGA
Molecule: messenger RNA, 1680 nt
Organism: Betta splendens (Siamese fighting fish)
Lineage: Eukaryota; Metazoa; Chordata; Actinopteri; Anabantiformes; Osphronemidae
Gene: nsun3
Product: NOP2/Sun RNA methyltransferase 3
Exons: 6
Biological process (GO): rRNA methylation
Cellular component (GO): mitochondrial large ribosomal subunit
Molecular function (GO): methyltransferase activity
Source: RefSeq, a predicted model, not a curated record